CACCAUGACUAGCGGUGACAAGUUGGUGAUCGUGAUCGUUUCUUCGCUGGUUUUGGCAGCAGCCCAAAGGAGCGUCUACCUGAAUGGAGUUCGCGAGGUGAUUGGAGGUUGGAGUAGGCCGUCGAGUGCCCUAGCGGAUCCGGGCAUUGAUCGGGAGACUUGCGAUGGUACGAACAAGCUGACCGUUUGCAACAACUGUACCCACAUUACGGUUUGUGUGGGCAGUCGAACACCGCGGCAGUGCCCGGGAACGCAUCCGUACUGUAACUCGUUGGAGGGAGGAGAUGGUUGUUUGGCGGUUCCGGAUACGAGUUUCAAUGAUUGCGCCUUGUCGCAGGUUGGACUUCGCUGUACUUCGGUUGGGGUGUUCCCGGACCCGUGGAGGUGCGAUCGGUAUCAUCACUGUAUGACGGACUCUGGGACGUCCGAUGUUUACACCUGUCCGCAGGGGUACGUGUUCAACCUGGAUACGGCGCACUGUGUUCAGAGGGUUAAUGGCAGUUGUUCGACGGUGGUGUGUAGUAGAAAGAGUGUGUUGAUUCCGUACGGGGAUAGCAAGCAGUUCUACGCGUAUUGUGACUAUACCGCAGAUCGGAACAAUCCGACGAUCUUGAUGUUCAAGUGUCCCAUUGGAGCGCUGUUCAAUGGAGUCAACUGCGACUUCCAGUGUCCCAGUGAGGGAAAGUUCCCUAACAGUAGUAAUCCUACUCUGUACUACGAGUGUUACCGGGUAGGAAAGAACCGACGACUUGCAAGUCGACUGAUCAAGUGUAGUAACGGAAGCUGGUUCAAUGGUAAGACGUUACGCUGUGAAUCCGGAGCAAUGGAAGCUAACACAACUAUAAAUAUUCAAGGAUCAUAG
Molecule: messenger RNA, 862 nt
Organism: Culex quinquefasciatus (southern house mosquito)
Lineage: Eukaryota; Metazoa; Arthropoda; Insecta; Diptera; Culicidae
Exons: 2
Coding region: 5-862 (285 amino acids)
Cellular component (GO): extracellular region
Molecular function (GO): chitin binding
Source: RefSeq, a predicted model, not a curated record